AUGUUGUUCAAAGCCUCGAUCUUGUUGAUCUUGUUGGCUUUCGUGAAAACAGCACACUUAUCUUCCACAAAAGAUUAUCCGAAUGUGCAGUGCUUGGUCAAAAAAUAUGUUUACAAUCUUGAAUGUCCUACUCCAUUGGAUGUCAAAGAAAUGUGCAAUGAAACCGAAGUGAUGUUAAAGGCUGAUUUUGAGGACGCUCGAAUCUUUGGAGCUCGAGUUGCGGCCAUGCUUUGUGAUGGACAGGAUUCUGAUGAAGUCUUCAAAACUCUCGAAUGCACACAAGAAGGGAAGAAUCGGAAGGAAUUCGUAAAUAAAUGUGGCAGAUUCAAUCCAAAAAGCACGGACUGUGGGAAAUUCGCGAAACAAGCCCGUUGUGCAAUUGACGUGUUGAAUUGUGGAAAUGAGAAGGUGGUGAAAUUCUUGACCGAGGCUUUCAUCAACGACGAUGAUCAUCGUGAUCUUUUCAAUUGUCGCGAAGAAAUCGCAAAAGAAAUCGGUAUCCAAGUUUGG
Mesorhabditis belari is the source of this 510-nucleotide messenger RNA. The record is from the annotation of a GenBank genome assembly. NCBI's taxonomy places the organism in Eukaryota, Metazoa, Nematoda, Chromadorea, Rhabditida, Rhabditidae.